AUGGCAAGCCAAAGUAUGGUACCAUCUCGAUUCAAGCAGAGAAGCACGAUUGCAUGCAAGAAACCACGGCGAUCGAAGAUUGACGACACCACCUUGGAGAAGUUCCAACAAGUGUCACUCAUCCCCCACAGCAAGCGACGAACACAAAGGCAGCUUGCAGUCAACUUAAAGAUAUCGCGAUCAACCACAAAAAGACGUCUCAAGGCUGCCAAGGUCAAUCGACGAGUGAUCGGUACACGCCCAGUGCUCACGGAGAAGCAUAUCGACAAGCGGUUGAAACACUUCCUUGCGUACUCUUCCUUCAAAGAAGGGAAUGCUGUAUACGACAGCUUGUACGACCAUGUCUUCGUGGACGAGAAGUGGUUCACUGUGGUUGACAUCAAAGGAAAAGUUUACUUGGCACCAUGGGAAGAUCCCUUACAUCUCCAAGUCAAGAACAAAAGAUUCGUCCCCAAGGUCAUGUUUCUUGUUGCAGUUGCGCGCCCCAGGCUUGUUGACGGUGUUUUCUUCGACGGCAAGAUUGGAGCGUGGCCGUUCUUAGAGACAGUUGAGGCCAAGAAGACAACGCGCAAUCGGCCUGCUGGAACCCUCAUGACUGUUGGUGUGGCAGCAAACAUCAAGUCCUACAAGAAGCUAUUCAUUAUAAUGUCAAAGGUGCAAAUUAUCGUAGCUGAAGUGUAUGGACGGCUUAUGUCGUAUCCACAAAAUCCGCAUGCGUUGUAA
Molecule: messenger RNA, 723 nt
Organism: Aphanomyces invadans
Lineage: Eukaryota; Oomycota; Saprolegniomycetes; Saprolegniales; Verrucalvaceae
Exons: 2
Coding region: 1-723 (240 amino acids)
Molecular function (GO): nucleic acid binding
Source: RefSeq, a predicted model, not a curated record